UCUUCAUCACACUCUUUCCUUCUACCACAUUUCUUUCAUCUAACAAACUUAAGCUUUGCAAAAUCGAAUCAUGUCUUUGUUAACUAUGGGCGAUGAACACAGAGGCACAAUCGAGAAUAUCUCGACAUUUGAUCCGAAGCGGUUUAGAUGUCGUGUACAUGAAUAUGUACCCCACGAUCCUUUAAUAGAACCAUAUAUUAGAGGAUGUGGAUUUGGAAAUCUCCUAAACAUUGUUUCGUACUCGGUGGACUACAAGUUCAUCCUAGCUUUGUUGGAGAGGUGGAGACCCGAGACCCACACAUUUCACCUUCCGAUUGGUGAGUGUACCGUCACACUUGAGGACGUGUACAUGCUGUUGGGCCUUCGUAUAGAUGGAAAGGCAGUCAAUGGGAAAGUUAACCAUGUCAACGACAUAUGCAAUGAAUUACUGGGUGCCCCUUUGUUAGACGACGAACCUGAGGGAGACACAUCCAGUCAAGCAAGGGGGCAAGGUAUAAAUUUAAAAUACCUUAGACAAUAUUAUAACAGUAUAGUACUGUCUGAAGAUUCAACCGAGUAUGAGAAGAUAAUAAAAGCUCAGUGUUAUAUUAUGAUUUUAUUUGGUAACUUUUUGUUUCCAGAAAGUACAGGUAAUUCUGUGAAUAUAAUGUAUUUACCUUUAUUACGCAACAUCAAUAAGGUAAACACUUAUAGUUGGGGUUCAGCUGUGUUGGCCCAUCUAUAUAGUGCAUUGUGUAAAAAUGCAAAAAAGAAUACCUGUACUUUUUUUUCAUGUGCUUAUUUGCUUCAAGCUUGGGGGUGGUCUAGGAUGCCGUCGCUCGCCCCAGAAAAUGAACGUCCAUUCGCGUUCCCCUUUGCAACCAAGUAA
This is a messenger RNA of Lathyrus oleraceus (garden pea), 868 nucleotides long. Its product is annotated as protein MAIN-LIKE 2-like. NCBI's taxonomy places the organism in Eukaryota, Viridiplantae, Streptophyta, Magnoliopsida, Fabales, Fabaceae. Gene Ontology annotation, biological process: meristem maintenance; meristem development. Bases 71 to 868 code for a protein of 265 amino acids. The transcript has 2 exons. The record is from RefSeq and is a predicted model, not a curated record.